This is a messenger RNA of Gossypium raimondii (Peruvian cotton), 1470 nucleotides long. RefSeq lists its product as uncharacterized. The transcript has 6 exons. Gene Ontology annotation, biological process: DNA integration. NCBI's taxonomy places the organism in Eukaryota, Viridiplantae, Streptophyta, Magnoliopsida, Malvales, Malvaceae. The coding region runs from base 1 to 1470 and encodes 489 amino acids. The record is from RefSeq and is a predicted model, not a curated record. Gene Ontology annotation, molecular function: nucleic acid binding.
AUGGCCAGAGUUGAUGGGCUGAUUAGAGUUGGGGUUCCCAUUGCUGCUACUGGACAGCCGCUGUGUACUAACUGGGUAGGCACCAUCAGGCCACCAAGAGUUGUUCAUCAGCCACCGAGAGGCCAGAGUCAGGCUAGAGGUGGUAAUGGUUUGGACCGUGAUUGUGCCACGAAAAGGGUUAUACUGAGAAAUGCAAAAGACAGUGAGGUAGUCGUAAUUGGGGAAUAUUGGAACUACUUAUCAAAUGUGAUUUCUACAUUAAGGGUCGAAAAGUUGGUUCGUAAGGGAUGUGAGGCGUUUCUGGCUUACAUCAGUGUUUCAAAUUUCAGGGAUUCUUCGAUUAAGGAUAUCAAGAUGGUUAAGAAGGUUCUGAACAUUUUUCCUAAAGAGCUACCUCGGUUACCUCCGAAGCGUGAAGUAGAGUUUGGGAUUGAGCUCCUUUCUGGUACAGCUCCAGUGUCCAUCGCUUCUUAUAGAAUGGCACCAAAACAGAUUGUAGAGCUUAAGGCUCAGAUUCAAGAGCUAUUGGAUCGUGAGUUCAUCUGCCCUAGUGUGUCUCUGUGGAGAGCACCAGCUCUGUUUGUAAAAAAGAAGGAUGGAUCCAUGCUAACAUUUUUGGGACAUGGGGUUUCUGCUGAGGGGAUUAGAGUUGAUCCUCGAAAGAUUGAGGCUGUCUUGGAUUGUAAGAAGCCAAAGAUUGUAUCUGAGAUCCGUAGUUUUCUGGGACUGGCAGGGUAUUAUCAACAUUUUGUGGAGAGGUUUUCUUCGAUUGUCGUACCCUUGACUAAGCUAUUACGUAAGGAGUUUGGAAAUGAGUUUACUGUUUAUAGUGACGCAUCAUCUGUCAGUUUAGAUGUUGAGAGUGGGAAUACCAAGGAUUUUGGACUGAAUAGCGAAGGGGUGCUCUAUUUUUGUGGGAGAAUCUGUGUACUGAAAGAUACUGAAUUGAGGAAGUCUAUACUACGAGAGGCGCAUAGUAGCCCUUAUGCUAUGCAUCCUGGCGAAAAUAAGAUGUACCAUGACCUUCGUGAGUUAUAUUGGUGGCCAGGUCUUAAGCGAGAGGUCACUAAAUUUGUGGUUAAGUGUCUAACUUGCCAGCGGGUUAAAGCUGAGCAUCAGUUACCUUCGGGUUUGUUGCAGCUAGUCAAGAUUCUGCUUUGGAAGUGGGAGAGAGUGACUAUGGACUUCGUUAGUGGGUUACCCCUCACACAUACUAAGAAGGAUUCUGUAUUGGUCAUCGUGGAUCAAUUGAACAAGUCCACCCAUUUCAUUCCGGUUCGUACUGACUACUCUCUGCAGAAGCUGGCUAAAUUGUAUAUGUCUGAGAUAGUGAGAUUGCAUGGGGUACCGACUUCAAUUAUAUCUGAUAGGGAUCCUCGCUUCAUGUCUUGGUUUUGGAAGAAGUUACGUAAUGCUCUGGGUACAAGAUUAAACUUCAGUACUGCGUUCCAUCCUCAGACUGACGGUUAG